Molecule: messenger RNA, 2403 nt
Organism: Camellia sinensis
Lineage: Eukaryota; Viridiplantae; Streptophyta; Magnoliopsida; Ericales; Theaceae
Source: RefSeq, a predicted model, not a curated record
AUGGGGACGGAAAGUGCUACAGGAAAUGCACAACCCCUAAUGCAGGAUACUCAGCCACAUCCCAAGGCAUAUCGGAUUGAGGAAAGUGCAGAAGAGGCAAACCAUGUUGCACCAAGCAAAGACUCAUCAGCAAACAAAAACUUGAAAGAUGGAAGCAAAAAUGGUUUGCUGAUGUUACUCUCUGUUUUUUAUGUUUCUGAUGGAUUUUCUGAUGGUGUUUGGGGGUGUUUUGUUGGAGUGUUGUGGUUUUUCAUAUUUAUGGAGUUUGCAGUGUUGUUGUUAUGUACGUUCGGUCAGACCAACGCUGUGUUACGCAUUCAUCAAGCAUUCACUUUCAAACAAUUAAUUGAUGUUGUUUGUGACAAGUUUGAUAUCAUGGAGCGGGAAUUGGUUUGUUUAUUGUUUUCUAUUCCAGGAUAUAAUAAGUUUAAGGUUGACUCUGACGAUGAUUUUCAAAACAUGUUUUUACUUGCAAAGUCUUUCGGGCUUCAACAUAUUGACGUGAUAAUUCAAGUUCGGGAUAAUGGUUCUGCUACUCAACGUGGUCUUCCAGUGUCACAUGAUGAUGGGGAGUGUGAGACCGUGGAUAUGCGGACGGCCGAUAUGGAAGACCGAACGGAUUUGUUGGCGACAUAUUGUCCUCAUCGAACGAAGACGUAUUUGUCUGCUGGGUGGGCAUUCGGCAUCACGCAUGUCGGCCAAAUUUUCCCAGGUGGUGCACAUGAAUUCCGAACCGUAUUGUGCAAGUACGCAGUGGAAUGUGGGUUUCAGUUCAAGUAUGUCAAAAACGACGCCAUACGUGUUACUGCAAUAUGCAAAUUUGUAACGUCAACUGCGUGCGAGUGGUUGGUUCACGCACGGGUGUCUCCUUCGAAUGGUGUUAUGUGUUUGAAGAGAUUUAUUAGUGUACAUUCCUGUGGGGCUGCUGUACGAACAUACCGUAAUCCACGAACUGGGUCAGAUUUGGUGUCCGAUGUGAUCGCAGGACGUGUGCGUGAACAACCACUAACACGGCCGACGGAUGUGGUAUUUGACAUGAAGGAUGGUUAUGGUCUGGAUAUUAGUUAUCGGGUUGCAUGGUUAGGGGUGGAAAAAGCAAGGAACGAAGUAUUUGGCGAUCACGCUAUGUCGUUCGACCAACUUAGGUGGUACAGCGACGCUGUUAUGGAAAACAACCCACAUAGCUACAUUAAUUUGGAUUUUGAUCAGCAAACAGGGAGGUUUGUGAGGUAUUUCAUAGCUUUCCGUGCAUGCAUAGACGGGUUCAAUGGUUGCCGUCCACUUCUAUUUUUGGAUGGUACAUUUUUGAAGGGAAGGUUCAAAGGGACGUUGCUCGCUGCCACCGCCAAGGAUGGAAACCAAGGUUUAUUCCCCCUCGCGUUUGCUAUUGUCGAUUCUGAAAACUCAUCAAAUUGGGAAUGGUUUUUGCGUCAUUUGGCCCAAGUUGUAGACGGAGGUCGGAAUUUAACUUUUGUGUCUGACCGUAAUUUGGGUUUAAUACAAUCAAUGCCCGUUGUCUUCCCCGCGGCGCACCAUGCAUUUUGUUUGUUACAUCUUCAGAUGAAUCUUCGUGACCGGAUGAAAUAUGUUAACGCUGAUCAGAAAGUUGGCCUAAUGAGGAAGUUACGAGACUGUGCUUAUGCACCUACAGUAACAUCAUUCAAUCACAAAGUUGAAAUUUUAAAAGAAUGCAGCCCAGUAGUGGUUGGUAAUUUCUUGAAAGACGUGCAUCCCCAACAUUGGGCCAACGCGUACUUUAGGGGUCGCCGAUACGGUGAGAUGUGGUCUAACGCCGCAGAGUCGUUCAACAACUGGAUUCGGGAAGCUCGCCACCUGCCCAUUACUCAAUUAGUGGAUGCAAUACGGGGAAAGAUCAUGGAAAAAAUGUCAAAGCGUAAAGUAAAAGCUAGCAACUGGGUUGGAGAACUUUGUCCGAAAAUGGAAAAGCGUUUGAUGUCUGAGUUUCAAGAUAGCAGGCACUGGAUUGUUAGUCAGUCGGAUGAUAACAUUUUUGAGGUUCGGUCCCAGCCAUCAGUGUUAGUUGACCUUGCCAAUCGUUCUUGUUCUUGUUUUCAAUGGCAACUAAAUGGUUUCCCAUGUCCCCACGCAAUUGUUGCUUUUCGGAAUACGGGUAAGAAUGUCUACGAUUACAUUGAACCGUUUUUCCAUGCGGUGAAGUAUCGGGAAGCAUAUGAAGGGUCGAUUCACCCAAUUCCCACCGUGGCCAAACCCAAUUUCACACCAUCAGAUUAUCUCAUUGCACCACCCGUUUACAAACGUCCUCCUGGAAGGCCCAAGCGGAAAAUAAUUCCAUCAAAGGGCGAGGUUGUUCAACACAUUAGGUGUGGUCGAUGUCGCAAAAUGGGCCAUCAUAACAGGAAAACAUGCAAAGAAGCCAUGUAG